AUGAGCCAGCCCUUUACCGAAUCCGCCCCCCGUUUUAAAAUUCUUCCCGCUUACCAAUUUCAUUACGUGGUCGAAAGCCACGGCGAGGGCUUAGGCUUCCCGGAAUUGUUAAGCCAAUUAAAUGAAGAAAAUAUCGAACUAGUUUUAAUUCCGCCCUUAGUAAAAGAUUUAAUCUUACAGUUAUGGCAAAUUAACGAAAGCACUUUAGCUGAAUUAGUUGAAAGCGAAUAUUUAGUGCCUAAAUAUGCUAUCCGCCAGAACAAUAGCCAUGAUUGCGGAGUAGCGGUAAUUGAAAUUGCUGUCGCCAAGCGUGAAAGAAACGAGUGGAGGAGAUCCGGAGAAGCCUUGGAAUUAUUAACCUCCUUACCGGACAAUUCAACGAACUUAGUCUUUUUAGACCCCCAAUACGAGCCAGUAAAUAAUGUUUUAAAGUUAGAUUACCCGCUCUAUUCCCAGUCCGACUAUCAAAUAUUAAGUAUCUUAGAACAAGUAGCAAGAAUUUUAAAGCCUUCCGGUUCUUGGUUAAGAAGUCAAGCGGAGUUUGCUUUUUUAAUUCAGAAGCACCCGACCAAUAGCAAAUUAUUUAAGAACCGAAGUUUAGGAAAUGUUUGGGAAGAGAAUAGUUUGCCUACUAACCAGCGGAACCAUCCCCAUCAGAAGCCGAGAGAACUAAUCAGAACUUUAAUAGAAGCCACCACCCAAAAAGGCGACCUAAUAGUUGACCCAUGUGCCGGUAGUUUUGUGGUGCUGGAAGUUUGCCAAGAAUUAGAAAGAGAAUUUAUAGGGGUAGAUUUAACUUAUAAUCAAAGAAAAAAACUACCUCCAAUUCAUCCCGGAGAAAUAUUGAGAGAAGAAUUAUUAAAACCUUAUUGCCUUACCUCUUUAAAACUAGCCCAAAGCAUUAAAGUAGACCAGCAAAAAAUUCAAGCCGUUAUUGAAGAAAAAGGAAAUAUUGAUGCCGACCUUUCUUACCGACUGGGAUUAUAUUUUGGUUUUCGUGAAGAUUAUUGGUUAGAUUUACAAAAACACUAUGAAUUAGACCAAGAGGUUGAAAAUUUAGCUAACCGUUAUCCAUCUCCUCAGUAUCCUCUAAGUGUAAAUAAAUUAGCUCCGCGGAAAUUAUUGCUCGUAGCCCAAGCUAGAAACCUACGAGAAUUAAGUAAUUAUCCCGCCAAUAGGCUAGAAAAGCUACGAGAACAACGGAAUUAUAUCUUAAAAGAAAGUUCCAAAUUAUACCGCGAAGAACAAGAAUACAAAAGGAAACAAUUGCUGUGGUACCAAGAAGAAGCGGGAUUUACCCAACCGAGUCAUCAAAAAAUUAAGAAAAGGCAAAAAAUAACUAAACUCGAAGAUGUUGAGAAAUUAACCCACGAACUUUAUCAAGCCUCGCCACGGAGAUUGAGGGAUCGGCACAUGACAGUAACCAACAAACCGAGCAAAGGCAUUGAUUUCCAAGAAAUAUUUGAGAAGAAGUAUAAAAAAAACCCUUUUUCUGAAACAAAAAAACAUUAUUUAAAAGCAUUUCAAGAAUUUUUAGGAAGACAACAUUCUGAUGGAGAAAAACUUUCAGAUGAAGAACUAAAACCUUUUUUGGACAAAAAGGGAGAUUUUAAAUGA
This is a messenger RNA of Funneliformis geosporum, 1617 nucleotides long. Lineage: Eukaryota; Fungi; Glomeromycota; Glomeromycetes; Glomerales; Glomeraceae. The record is from the annotation of a GenBank genome assembly.